Molecule: messenger RNA, 699 nt
Organism: Bombus pascuorum
Lineage: Eukaryota; Metazoa; Arthropoda; Insecta; Hymenoptera; Apidae
Gene: mago
Product: protein mago nashi homolog
Exons: 2
Coding region: 170-610 (146 amino acids)
Biological process (GO): RNA splicing
Cellular component (GO): nucleus; catalytic step 2 spliceosome; exon-exon junction complex
Source: RefSeq, a predicted model, not a curated record
CAACAUUGUGUAAUUUCUUUAAUGUUUAAUAUAUCCAGUAUUAAUAGCUUUUAUUGCUGAAAUCGUUACAGAACUGUACAUAUAUUUUCACGAUAAAAAUAAGUAAUAUCAAUUAACUAUAAUAAGAAAGAGAUCUUAAGGUUACAUUUCAACAAAUCAUCAUAAUAGGAUGUCGACGGAUUUUUAUAUACGAUAUUACGUAGGUCAUAAAGGAAAAUUCGGUCAUGAAUUUCUCGAGUUUGAAUUUAGACCUGAUGGUAAACUACGAUAUGCGAAUAAUUCAAAUUACAAGAAUGAUACAAUGAUUCGAAAAGAAGCCUAUGUACAUCAGUGCGUGAUGGAAGAACUAAAGAGGAUUAUUCAAGAUUCUGAAAUUAUGCAGGAAGACGAUUCUUUGUGGCCACAACCAGAUCGCGUUGGACGGCAAGAAUUAGAGAUUGUAAUUGGCGAUGAACAUAUUUCGUUCACGACUUCGAAAACUGGUUCUUUAUUAGAUGUAAAUCAAUCACGGGAUCCAGAAGGACUAAGAUGCUUCUAUUAUCUCGUACAAGACUUGAAAUGCUUAGUAUUUUCUCUCAUUGGACUACACUUUAAAAUAAAACCUAUAUAAAUAUAUAUAAUUAUUGUACAAUGUAUUUAAAGUUUAAGUAACUUUAAUUACUUCAUUGUGUUAAGAAAUAUAUAAUAAUUUUAAAUUAA